UCCGAUUCAAAUUCUCAAAGAAAACUCACCGGGCUUUUCUCCUCUUGCUCCGAUUCUUAAUUUUCUCUGAAAGCGCUGAGACCAUGGUUGUGGCGCAGAAAGUGAAGGAAGCUGAAAUCACCGAGCAGGAUUCGCUUCUUCUGACGAGGAACCUGCUCCGCAUUGCUAUAUUCAAUAUUACCUACAUCAGAGGCCUAUUUCCAGAGAAGUACUUCAAUGAUAAGUCUGUUCCCGCUUUGGAGAUGAAGAUCAAAAAGCUCAUGCCGAUGGAUGCAGAGUCUCGCCGACUGAUUGAUUGGAUGGAGAAAGGUGUAUACGAUGCAUUGCAGAAGCAGUAUCUGAAAACGCUUUUGUUCUGCGUUUGUGAGACCGUAGACGGACCAAUGAUUGAGGAAUAUGCAUUUUCUUUCAGUUACUCCAAUUCUGAUAGCCAGGAGGUUUCAAUGACUCUCAAUCGCACUGGAAACAAGAAACAGGGUGGAACAUUCAAGUGCACCUCCACGACCGAGAUUACUCCAAAUCAGAUGAGGAGUUCUGCUUGUAAAAUGGUUCGGACACUGGUUCAGUUGAUGAGAACUCUGGAUAGGAUGCCUGAAGAGCGUACGAUUCUCAUGAAACUGCUCUACUAUGAUGAUGCGACUCCUGCGGAUUAUGAGCCUCCAUUCUUCAGAGGCUGCACGGAAGAAGAAGCUCAUAAUCCAUGGACCAAAAACCCUUUGAAAAUGGAGGUUGGGAAUGUGAAUAGCAAACAUCUCGUAUUGGCUCUCAAGGUAAAGAGUGUGCUCGAUCCCUGUGAGGAUGAAAAUGAAGAUAUUCAAGAUGAUGAAGUGAGCCUAGGAGCUGAUUCUGUUCUGAAGGAUGACUACUCUGAUUCUGACAGCGAGGUUAACCAUUCAGAUGGAGAUCAAUAUAUAGUUGCACCAGUCGAUAAACAUCAACAGGAAAAUAACAAUGGCACCGUUGAUGAAGAUGAUACUCAGGAUCCAGAGGAAGAUGAAAACCAACUGGCCCGAGUUAAGGACUGGAUCAACUGUCGUCACGUCGAUACUGUUGGGCUUACUGAUGUUCUCUCAAAUUUUCCGGACAUCUCCGUGGUUUUGAGCGAAGAAAUCAUGGAAAAGCUUGUUAAGGAUGGUGUUCUAUCUAAAACUGGAAGGGACAGUUAUGCCAUUAACAAGCAAAGGGACUCUAGUUACGAGUUCACAAUGGUGAAGGAAGAAAUAGAUGGGCAAGUAGUUCCUGUUGGUGGCAAAAUCCCCCAGGUCGAAGAUCACAUGUAUAUGAAGGCUUUGUAUCAUGCUCUUCCGAUGAAAUACAUAACCGUUUCGAAGCUUCAGAGCAAGCUCGAAGGAGAAGCCAACCAGGCCGCUGUUCGCAAAAUAAUCAAUAAAAUGACUAUAGAUGGUUUUGUUGAAGCCAAAGGCAACCGAAGGCUAGGCAAGCGCGUGAUCCAUUCUGAAACGACUAAGAAAAAGCUGCUAGAAGUCAACAAAGUCUUCAACACUACGGCAAUGGAAGUUGAUACUAACGAACCACAUAACAAGUCCAACCAUGUAGAGUUCCAGGCUAUAGGGAAUAACGACAAGGACAUGUCCACUUGUGGUGUCCUACACUCCAUCGGAUCAGAUCUCACCCGCAUGAGAGUGAGAUCUGACUUAAAUGAGAAUGGCCCGAUCCGGAGCGAGCAGACAAUUUCAAAGAGAAAGGAGCAUGGAAACACCCCCACAAGUAGGGUCCAGGAGCCAGUAGCUUCAAGAGAAAGUUUUGUGCCAGGGUACGAGACUGGAAGACUAAACGGAAACACAAAUUUGUGUGAUGAAGUUGAUGCGGUUAUCUGCAGUAGGCCCAGUCAAGACAAGCGAUCCAGAAAAACAAGCAUGGUGAAGGAGCCUAUUGUCCAGGAUGUGAAGCGCCAAAAAUCUCAGGCUUCCUGAGAAGUUUUGGAAAUGUGAUGCUACUAGGUUGCCUUUUUCUUUGUAUUCGUUUUCCACUUUUUUUUUUUAUUACAAAGACUUUUACGAUUUAAACUUUUUUGUAAACUCAAGUAAAAAGUGCUACGAGCAUUAUGGCGAAUGAGUAACAGGAAAUUGAACUAUGCAA
Juglans regia (Persian walnut) is the source of this 2100-nucleotide messenger RNA. Its product is annotated as meiosis-specific protein ASY1. NCBI's taxonomy places the organism in Eukaryota, Viridiplantae, Streptophyta, Magnoliopsida, Fagales, Juglandaceae. The transcript is spliced from 22 exons. The record is from RefSeq and is a predicted model, not a curated record. The coding region runs from base 84 to 1934 and encodes 616 amino acids.